AUGCUCAACGUUUAUAUAAUUUUGAAUUGUUUUCUAACCGCUGCAGUUCACAAUAAAUGUUUUCGGUCUCGAAGCAACCUACUUGCUCUGACAACCGACCUGACAUCAAAUGGAAGUUGUUCCAACUGCAGUCUCUGCGGCGUGUCAGCGCAAUCUGCACCAACCUCUGUAGAGAACAUAACAUUGCAAAGCAGCACCAACGAUGCUACCAAGAUGUUGAUGGAGUGUGCUUGGAUGUGUCAAACUACUGCUCAAUGUGUUGGAUUCAACUUCAGAUGGAAUAAAAUAAACUUAGCUGAAAAUGAUUUUGUCAGUUCUUCUCCUACACUCCUCAACUCUAUCUCUCCGAGGAUCUCUGCGUCUUUUAUGGGGUGA
Messenger RNA from Helobdella robusta, 375 nucleotides. RefSeq lists its product as hypothetical. NCBI's taxonomy places the organism in Eukaryota, Metazoa, Annelida, Clitellata, Rhynchobdellida, Glossiphoniidae. The record is from RefSeq and is a predicted model, not a curated record. The coding region runs from base 1 to 375 and encodes 124 amino acids. The transcript has a single exon.